AUGUCAUUUAUGCAAGAAAUGGAAACAACUCCGAUGGAAGCUCGACAAAUUUAUUUAAGCCAAAAAGAAGUAAUGAAGAAAAUAGCUGAAUUUUCAGGAGAAGCUGAUGAAAUUGAUAUUGAUGAAUGGAUUUUUGAUUUAAAUAAUUUAUUUUCAUUAAUGAAAUUAAAAGAUGAAAUAAAAGUUUUCGAAACAAUGGGCAAAUUAACAGGACCAGCAUUACGAUGGUAUCAAGAAAAUUUAAGAUCAUUCAUUACUUGGAAUGAUGCUGAAAAAGCACUACGUGAUCGAUUCAAAGAAUUUACAUCCAACAGUCAAUUAAUGCAAGAAUUUUUUAACAUUCAUCAAGAAGAGAACCAAUCCGUUAUAUCAUUUUAUGAAAAUGUAAUUCGGAAAUAUAGAAAAUCUCGACAAUUUAUUACUGAACAACAAGUUAUCACAGUAUUACAAAAUGGUGUUAAAAAUUCAUUAAAAGAAUAUUUAAUUCGUAAUGAAAAAGAAAUUAAAAAACCAGAAGAAUGGUUGCAAUUAGCAAAAGAAGAAGAAUAUAUACAAAAACGAAUUCAACAACAACGUAAUGGUUCAUAUUCUGGAACAAAAAAUAAAACAUUUUUUGAACAUAUAUUACCAACUGCAACAGUUCAACCAACACCAUCGAAUUUUCAAUUGCCGAGUCAACAGCCCUCUACAUCACGUCAUUACUACAAACAACAACAUCAACAGCUACCAUCAUUAACAAACAAUCGGACACAUUCAAAACCAAAUAAGUUUACAAAUCGUCAACAACAUCGAGAAAAUUAUCCAGAAAAUAAAAUUCAAAAAUCCAAUCCAUGUUUAAUUUGCAACAAAAACAAGCAUGCAACAAUAAAAUGUUUUUAUAAGAAAAACAACGGCUGUUUUAAAUGUGGACAAUCAAAUCAUCAAAUACGUGAUUGUCCUCAACAACAUUUUUUCGAAUAA
Rotaria sp. Silwood1 is the source of this 960-nucleotide messenger RNA. The record is from the annotation of a GenBank genome assembly. Lineage: Eukaryota; Metazoa; Rotifera; Eurotatoria; Philodinida; Philodinidae.